Molecule: messenger RNA, 722 nt
Organism: Anopheles funestus (African malaria mosquito)
Lineage: Eukaryota; Metazoa; Arthropoda; Insecta; Diptera; Culicidae
Product: UPF0598 protein CG30010
Exons: 3
Coding region: 1-630 (209 amino acids)
Source: RefSeq, a predicted model, not a curated record
AUGUUGCUAAGGAAAUUGAUAUCGACUUCCAUUCAAAAUUGUCGCCAUGUAGCGUAUGUACAGGGCCAAUCGCCCGCACCAAAAAUACGGGAAUAUUUCUACUACAUCGAUCACGAAGGAAUGCUGUUUCUAGAUGAUGCGAGGAUAAAAAAUUUCACAUCUUGCUUCAAAGAGAAGCAAUUUUUGGAGUUCUUUUUCAAACAAUUAAAGCUCAAUGAUACGGAUCGGUACAGGGACACGUUUCCGUUUCUGUCCGUUUGUGGCCGAGAAAGGAACUAUAUACGUUGCGACGAUCUACCGAUUGUUUUUACACAUAUAAUUCAAGCGGAUGGUGCCGCGGAUAGGAUAGGUUAUGCUCAUGCCGGUGAUAAAAUGAGUGUACCGUGGCAGCCGGAUCGUAUCUGCAUGUUUCCAGACACUGGACGGGUGUACCAUCCGGCACCGCAGCGAUACGGUGCGAUAGGAUUAGUCCGCUCAAAGUUAGCCAUCGAGCUGAGUUCGUUAUUUACAUUCCAAAAUGGUGAAGAUCGGCCACCGACACACUUUCGGUGGAAGGCGAAAGAUUACGAACUAGAUCAACACUGGUGGAAGGAGACGUACGUAGGAAAAAGAUCGCAGCAAGAUUGCUAACAAUUUUUGCUUUGUAUACUAAUGUAACAGUACAUUGUGAUAUACUAGGUCCAAAACUGUUUAAAUAAAGUAGUUUUUUGUGUUUUUAACAA